UUCAAUGGAUGAGGAGGCAGAUUUUGAGGGUUCGGGAAAUAAAAUUGUUCGAAUGGCUGAAACCGAAGCACAACAAAUAGCAUUGCUUGCCAAUGCAUCCUUACUUGCUGAGGAGCUUUUGCCUCGUGCAGCAAUGAAGCUCGCCCCAUUAAGUCAGGCUAAUUACAAGGAUGAUGCUCGUAGAAGGCCCAUGGACCGCCAAAACCGUAAUCCUGAGCAAAGGGAAUGGAGGAGGCGCCUUGUGAGUUCUGUUGAUAGAUUGAAAGAUAGUUUCUGCCGCCAACAUGCUCUAGACCUCAUUUUCACGGAAGAAGGUGAUAGCUAUCUGACUGCGGAUUCAUACAUAAAUUUGAAUGGGAACGCUGAUGAAAUUGAGUGGUUCCCUACUCCAGUGUUUCAGGAUCUUUAUGCCAAGUUGAAUAGAAUGGCUAGUAUAGCAGCAGAUAUGUUUGUAGGCCGGGAGAGAUUUGCCACACUGUUGUUAAUGAGGCUCACAGAGACUGUCAUUUUAUGGCUUUCAGAAGAUCAAACAUUUUGGGAUGACAUCGAGGAAGGACCUAGGCCGUUGGGUGAUCUUGGUCUACAACAGUUCUAUCUGGAUAUGAAAUUUGUCAUGUGUUUCGCCUCGCAAGGCCGUUACUUGUCCAGGAACUUGCACCGUGUAGUGAAUGAUAUUAUAAAUAAAGCAAUUGCUGCAUUUUCUUCAACAGGCAUGGAUCCAUAUAGGUAAUUUUCCAUAAUUAUUUUCUCAUGUCCAGAU
Molecule: messenger RNA, 760 nt
Organism: Salvia hispanica
Lineage: Eukaryota; Viridiplantae; Streptophyta; Magnoliopsida; Lamiales; Lamiaceae
Source: RefSeq, a predicted model, not a curated record